GCCAGAACUUGGGCACUACCACCACUCGCCUCACACUCACUCGCUCAGCACUACUUGCACCCCCUAGCUGAGAUCAGUAGUAAACGGUCAGUCAAUUGUUGCAAAGCGAUCAGCUACUGGCGAUGGCUCAGGGAAGGGGCAGUGCUGCAGGACGACGCAACGCCGCCGUGCUGGCGAUGGUCCUCCUCUGCGUGCUCCUCCACGGCGAGCUCGCCGAGUCGGCCGUGUACACCGUCGGCGACCGCGGCGGCUGGGGCUUCAACUCCGGCGGCUGGCUCAGGGGCAAGCGCUUCCGCGCCGGCGACGUGCUCGUGUUCAAGUACAGCCCGUCGGCGCACAACGUGGUGGCGGUGAACGCGGCGGGGUACAAGUCGUGCAGCGCGCCGAGGGGUGCCAAGGUGUACAAGUCGGGCAGCGACCGCGUCACCCUGGCGCGCGGCACCAACUACUUCAUCUGCAGCUUCCCCGGCCACUGCCAGGCCGGCAUGAAGAUCGCCGUCACCGCCGCCUGAUCGGCCGGCCGGUCGCCGGAGUCCGGCGGGAUCGAAUGUAGUAGUGGCAAUCUCUAAAUAUCCGGGAAGUAGAUCCAAUAAUUCUGUCAGUGUCCUACGUUGCUGAAUGACCGUCUUCGUGUUUAGGCCUCUGCUUUGUUGCAGGUUAGUUGAUUGUUGGCAAGUAUAGAGAGGAAUAUAUGAUUUAUGUGAUGUGUAUUUUGAGAAGAAUUUAAUAAAAGCCAAACAGCUGCGUUCUGGCCCAGCCGUAUAUAUGUAGUACAAGGUUCUGAAAA
Molecule: messenger RNA, 787 nt
Organism: Oryza sativa Japonica Group (Japanese rice)
Lineage: Eukaryota; Viridiplantae; Streptophyta; Magnoliopsida; Poales; Poaceae
Product: chemocyanin
Cellular component (GO): plasma membrane
Molecular function (GO): electron transfer activity
Source: RefSeq, a predicted model, not a curated record